UUAUUCUUAGAAUGACCUGAUCCAUAAGAGUCUUAUAUUAUAAAAGAUUGUGUACAGCAACAAUAAAGUCAUCACUUGGGCCAUCAGCCCAGGGGACCCUCCUGUUCCCAAACUUUCUCUUCUCUCUUUUUUCUUGCAUUCCCCUACCCUCAGGACCCUGACCUUGGUGUUUGUCAUGCCAGUCGUGACAAGUGGCGCCCAAACAGGGACCUGAGACAACAAGGAGGAAAGCGAAAGCGGACCGCGCGGCGUCUAAUUCAGGAAGGGGAACUGUGCCAGCAGCACAGACGACGGGAGUAAAACUAUGGGACAGAAACAGUCUAUGGAACAGGGAUAUUUUAUAACUGCCUUGCAGACUCUUAUGAAGGAGAAGGGAAUUAAGGUUUCUCAGUCAGCCCUUAGGGAAUUUUUUGACAUAGUGCAUGAUUAUUGCCCAUGGUUUCCAGACGGGGGUAAAGUUGAUUUAAAGGAUUGGCAGCGAGUUGGUCAGGAACUUAAAAAUCAAAUGAAGAUUCAUGGAGCUGCAGUUCCAGAGACUUUGUGGUCUACUUGGACCUGUAUUAAGGAGGUCCUUGAUCCGCAGGAUUCUAUUGAAAUAGUUUCUCUUAGCUCGGAAGCAGCCCAACCCUUAGUGACUUCAGAUGCUCCUCUCCCUCCAGAAACUACUUUCAAUGCCCUUUCAGGACAGUCACGGGUGCCUUCACCUUUACCUCCUCUCCCCCUCCUAGAACAGUUAUCUAUGCAAGAUCCAGAAAAUAAUGAUGACUCUCCUUUUGGGGAUCAGGGGGAUGAUGGGCCGUAUUUGGAAGACCAGAGGACGCCUGCCUUCUUGGCCCCUCUGGUCCAGAAGGUACCUUUAAAACGACCUUCUUUUCAGGCACAAGAUAGAGGCUUACCUCGGCUGGCUUUCCCUAUUACUCAGAAUCAACAGUCCACUGAACCUUACCCCGUUAUGGGAGCUACUCCUUUGCAGCAGACUCUGUAUCAAGCAACACAGUAUGGGGAAGACACCUCUGCUUUUCACGCUUACCCUGUUAUUCAGCAGGGGGACAGAGAGUGUACUCUGCCCUAAGUUUUAAAUUGCUGAAAGAUUUGAAAUCCUCUACAGCCCAGUAUGGUCCAACAGCAACCUUUACCCUGCCUAUGCUUGAUAAUUUGAGCAGGGAGGCAUUGUGCCCAGGAGAUUGGAAGGCCAUUGCUCAGGCUUGUUUGAGUGUGGAAGAUAACCUCUUGUGGAAAGCAGAAUUUGCAGAGAAUGCUGAAAAACAGGCUAUGUAUAAUAAAAGAACUAACAUACCAGUGGAUUUCAACAUGCUCACAGGUACAGGACAAUAUUAUGAUGUGGGCCUCCAGCUGAAUUAUCCUGAAAUUGCGUAUAAUCAAAUUAAUACCUGUGCCAUUACAGCUUGGAAAAAACUCCCCUCCACAGGGGGAAGAACUGAGGAAUUGUCUAAAAUUAGCCAAGGGCCAGAUGAGAAGUACCAGGAUUUCGUUGGGCGCCUUUUGACUGCAGUCAGUCGUAUCGUUACUGAUGGGGAGGCAGGAUGAGGAAGCGCCACGCUGGGUCCUGCUUCAGCUCCUCAGAGAUAUUACGGUUGCGCCGAAAAAUGGCCAAAUUGACAGUGACGGAGCCCCCCCAGAAGCGACAACGGCGGAGUCAUAAGGCGGGUACACCCACCUGGGGACAGAUAAAGAACCUGCUGACCCAGGCCACUGAUGUAGUGAUGGCCUCAGGUAGAGAGGUAACGGCCACACAUGUCUUCUUGGCAUGCCUGUGCAUUUUCACUACAACUGGGGAGUCUGCCCUCUAUUGGGCAUACAUGGUAGGUCCUCCUACAGUACAACCUGUAACAUGGAGAGACCUCACACCCAAAGUAUACACCAAUCUCACCUUUAUGGGAGGGGAAGGUGCAGGGUUUUUGCCCACUAUGUCUGCCUCUAUAAAUUGGACGGCACUCUCUGCAGGAGUACCCAUCUGCCUGCAAAGGGAGUCUACGCCGUACAAACUUGCUAAUGGGUGUUUGGGUACAAAACCAGUAGGGCGGUCUAUUACUUAUACUAUGUGGCAAAAUGGCAAGCGUCCUUCUGAAUGGGUACCCUGCUCUGUUGCUACUUAUUGGCAAAAGAGAGAAUUAUUAGGAGAAUGGAUGUUUUUUGGACCACAUGAUCCCCCUCAGAAUCUUCCUGUAUGUCCCUCAGCUAGUCAAGGCUUUACUGGGGACUCACCUUGGGGUAUAUGUGCCCAAUCUUCUUCAUUGAGGAUGACUCCUAAAGACAUAAACUAUACCAUUACAGAUUAUUCCCGACAGGCCUGGCUAGCUCAGUUGGUAGAGCAUGGGACUCCUAAUCCCAGGGUCGUGGGUCCACCUCCUAGCGAGGUACAGGUACACCAUAAGAUUAUUCCCACAAACCAUUUUGCAAUCCCCUGAAGGAAGAAUUCAUUCUGAUCUUUGGAAGUUAUAUGCUACCUUUGGUAAAAUAUAUAAUAAUGACA
Acinonyx jubatus (cheetah) is the source of this 2494-nucleotide messenger RNA. RefSeq lists its product as uncharacterized. Gene Ontology annotation, molecular function: structural molecule activity. NCBI's taxonomy places the organism in Eukaryota, Metazoa, Chordata, Mammalia, Carnivora, Felidae. Bases 1545 to 2429 code for a protein of 294 amino acids. The record is from RefSeq and is a predicted model, not a curated record. The transcript is spliced from 2 exons.